Molecule: messenger RNA, 1947 nt
Organism: Zingiber officinale
Lineage: Eukaryota; Viridiplantae; Streptophyta; Magnoliopsida; Zingiberales; Zingiberaceae
Product: 60S ribosomal protein L10a
Exons: 7
Coding region: 173-823 (216 amino acids)
Biological process (GO): translation
Cellular component (GO): large ribosomal subunit
Molecular function (GO): structural constituent of ribosome; RNA binding
Source: RefSeq, a predicted model, not a curated record
UCCGACGGUAGUCGGUGCUCGGCAGGGGAAAUUCUAGGGUGUACACGGGACUCGCGUCUUCGUUAGUUUAUUUUAUACUCUCGCGCGCGCUCCCAGAAGCAAUUCGGCGGCGAUCUCGUUCUACCUUCUUCCUCGAGGGUCGGCCGAAAGAAGGAAGGCGUUCACGUGAAAAAUGAGCAAAUUGCAGAGUGAUGUUCUUAGGGAAGCUAUCUCUCAGGUGGUUGGUGAUUCUCGAGAGAAGAAGCGCAACUUCACUGAAACAAUUGAGUUACAAAUUGGUUUGAAAAAUUAUGAUCCUCAAAAGGAUAAGCGAUUCAGUGGCUCAGUGAAGCUUCCGCAUAUUCCACGCCCUAAAAUGAAAGUUUGCAUGUUGGGUGACGCACAACAUAUUGAGGAGGCAGAGAAGAUAGGACUUGAUUACAUGGAUGUUGAAAGUUUGAAAAAGAUGAACAAAAAUAAGAAGCUUGUGAAGAAGCUUGCUAAGAAGUACCAUGCUUUCCUUGCAUCAGAAGCUAUCAUUAAGCAGAUUCCUCGUCUUCUUGGUCCUGGUCUUAAUAAGGCAGGGAAGUUUCCCACAUUGGUUUCUCACCAAGAGACUUUGGAGUCUAAAGUCAAUGAGACGAAGGCAAUGGUGAAAUUCCAACUCAAGAAGGUCCUUUGCAUGGGUGUCGCUGUCGGCAAUGUUGCCAUGGAGGAAAAGCAGAUUUUUCAGAACGUGCAAAUGAGCGUGAAUUUACUCGUGUCGUUGUUGAAGAAGAACUGGCAAAAUGUCCGAUGCUUGUAUCUGAAGAGCACAAUGGGGAAACCCUAUCGCAUCUUCUAACUCUUCGUAUGCCCGAGUUCGAGCUUGCCGUCUCAAGAUCGGACUUUUUAGCUGAAUGUUUUUCGGAUAUCAAUCAGUAUAAAAGAACAGAAGCUAUCUUACAGUUAGUCAUUUGUUUGAUCAGUCUGAAAGAACAGAAAAUUCAGUUAUAUUAAUCAGUAAUAUAUAUAUUUUGAUUGGUUUAUUUCAAAUGAAUUUAAAAUUAUCUAAAAUAUGGAUUAAUCUUCACCGCACAACAUGUGUCCGGUGAGAAUCUUAAAGCAACUGGUUAAAACGAUGCAUUUCAUGAAAUGGGUCACGGCGUGAUUCUCUAUGCUAAUUGGUUAAGAGCCUAUCGGCCUGACCCUCUAUUUCUAUCGGCUUCUUCUUCGUCCCUCUCGCUCACUCGGCGUUUUCGCUCACAAUAGCAGUGUCGAUUCUUCCAUCUGUUCAGCCUUCGCCGCCUCAUCUCUUCGGUUUUCAAUGGCAACUUCCACACUCGUGUCUUCCUCUAUGCUUAAAUGCAGCUACAGGAGCCAACUUUCUGUGGCGACGAUCAAGAACCCAUCCUCUUUGGGGUUCUUGAAGAGCGUCUCAAAAGCACCGCGCUUAAGGGCAUCAAACUGCUUCAGGGCAUCGGCUAUGGCUGUCUACAAGAUCAAGCUUGUCGGUCCGCAAGGGGAGGAGCACGAGUUUGAAGUCGACGACGAUGUGUACAUUUUGGAUGCUGCUGAGGCAGCAGGUGUGGAGCUGCCUUUCUCGUGCCGAGCUGGAGCUUGCUCCAGCUGUGCAGGCAUAAUCGUCUCAGGCAGCGUCGAUCAGUCCGACGGAUCCUUCCUUGACGAAACGCAGAUAUCCGACGGUUAUGUCCUUACAUGUUGUGCCUAUCCAAAGUCGGAUGCCGUAAUCCACACUCACAAGGAAAGCGAGCUCUACUAGCGACCAUUAUCGUCACAAUCUCCUUGUUCUCCAGUUGAGAAUUUCUCAGUGUCUUUGUUUUUGCUAGAAUAACUAUUAGUGGAGUGCCUUCAGUAACGUUAGAAGCUGUUUUACUAUAUUAACUUCCAAUGCUUAGUGUGAUGCAUCAUUUGCUCUACAAUGACAUUUUUUCUUAAAAAAUCUUUUAAAAUUUCAUUAUGUCAAAA